CACUGAACAAGGACUGAUCAUAAUACAAGCCACCGCCACGAAGCAAAGUGACAUGGCAACAUUCCGGCGCUUCAGGCCCGACGACGUGGACAAAAUCUCGAAGUGCAAUCUCGAUCCUCUAACUGAGACAUACGAGCUUGUAUUUUACCUACAAUAUCAUGCGAGAUGGCCCUCUCUCUUUCAGGUCUGCGAAGACACAAAUGGAAACAUCAUAGGUUAUAUUAUGGGAAAGCUGGAAUCUUCGCCCGAAAUUUACAAGUUCUCUGAGCAUUACUUGCCGUGGCAUGCACAUAUCACUGCCCUGACUGUUGCGCCGGAGGCCCGCAGGCUGGGAAUUGGGAAAAUUCUUACCGAACAGCUCGAGUUAGCUGCAGAUGCAAACAAUGCCUGGUUUGUAGACUUGUUUGUUCGGAAGGGAAACGCCAGAGCCAUCGCUUUCUAUAAAAACCUUGGGUACAGUGUCUUCCGAGUCGUCAAGGACUACUACGGCGAGCAUGCCACAGACUCCACUGCCCAGAGUGAAGAUGCAUACGACAUGAGAAAGCCCAUGAAGAGAGACAAGAAGCUUCAGCAUAUCAGAGAGGAUGGCGAGACAUAUGAAGUUGAUCCUACUGAUGUCUGGUGAAAAGGAUGAACGCCGACGGGUAAGGACGCAAGCUUUGUUCACGAGGGAUGUGGACCUAUCUGUGACGUUUGAUUUUGUUGAAGGGGACACUCAGGGCGACUUGCGACUUAGGACAUGGAAACAGCUUGUGAUAAUUACGAUCAAAUGCAUGCUUUGAUGUCAGAUACAGCGUAACUGGAACCGUCGUAACUGGAACCGUCCUAACUGGAACCGUCAAAAAUAGGGUCCAAAUUGAAGGGUAAAUUGUUUGAGGGAAUUGUGUAGUUCUCUGACCUGCAGGUCU
Molecule: messenger RNA, 908 nt
Organism: Sodiomyces alkalinus F11
Lineage: Eukaryota; Fungi; Ascomycota; Sordariomycetes; Glomerellales; Plectosphaerellaceae
Product: acetyltransferase
Exons: 2
Coding region: 53-625 (190 amino acids)
Biological process (GO): N-terminal peptidyl-methionine acetylation
Cellular component (GO): NatB complex
Molecular function (GO): protein-N-terminal amino-acid acetyltransferase activity
Source: RefSeq, a predicted model, not a curated record